GGUGACGGCGGCUUUGUGUGUGGGUGCACCCAGGAGGCCUGAGCAGCAUCUGCCCCCAGCCCCCUGUGGGGCCCUGGGGCCCCCUGAAACCUCCAGGACGGAGCCAGACGGGGCGGGCACCAUGAACAAGUUACGGCAGAGCCUGCGGCGAAGGAAGCCAGCCUAUGUGCCCGAGGCGUCACGCCCACACCAGUGGCAGGCAGACGAGGACGCGGUGCGCAAAGGCACGUGCAGCUUCCAGGUCCGGUACCUGGGCCACGUAGAGGUGGAGGAAUCCCGAGGAAUGCAUGUGUGUGAAGACGCUGUGAAGAAGCUGAAGGCGAUGGGCCGAAAGUCUGUGAAGUCUGUGCUAUGGGUGUCAGCCGAUGGGCUCCGCGUGGUGGAUGACAAGACCAAGGAUCUGCUGGUAGACCAGACCAUUGAAAAGGUCUCCUUUUGUGCUCCUGACCGAAACCUGGACAAGGCUUUCUCCUAUAUCUGCCGUGAUGGGACCACCCGCCGCUGGAUCUGCCACUGUUUCCUGGCACUCAAGGACUCUGGCGAGAGGCUGAGCCACGCCGUGGGCUGUGCUUUUGCUGCCUGCCUGGAACGAAAACAGCGACGGGAGAAGGAGUGUGGGGUGACGGCUGCCUUCGAUGCCAGCCGCACCAGCUUUGCCCGCGAGGGCUCCUUCCGCCUGUCUGGGGGUGGGCGACCCACUGAGCGAGAGGCUGUGGACAAGAAGAAAGCAGAGGCAGCAGCUGCCCCCACUGUGGCACCCGGCCCUGCCCAGCCUGGGCAUGUGUCCCCGACGCCAGCCACCACCUCCCCUGGUGAGAAGGGUGAGGCAGGCACCCCUGUGGCUGCAGGCACUACUGCGGCUGCUAUCCCCCGACGCCAUGCCCCUCUGGAGCAGCUGGUUCGCCAGGGCUCCUUCCGUGGGUUCCCAGCGCUCAGCCAGAAGAACUCACCUUUCAAACGGCAGCUGAGCCUACGGCUGAAUGAGCUGCCAUCCACGCUGCAGCGCCGCACUGACUUCCAGGUGAAGGGCACAGUGCCUGAGAUGGAGCCUCCUGGUGCCAGUGACAGUGACAGCAUCAACGCUCUGUGCACACAGAUCAGCUCAUCUUUUGCCAGUACUGGGGCACCAGCAGCAGGGCCGCCAUCUGCCACAACAGGGACUUCUGCCUGGGGUGAGCCCUCCAUGGCUCCCGCAGCCGCCUUCCAGCCCGGGCACAAGCGGACACCUUCGGAGGCCGAGCGAUGGCUGGAGGAAGUGUCCCAGGUGGCCAAGGCCCAGCAGCAGCAGCAGCAACAGCAGCAAGCAGCCUCGGUGCCCCCAGUGCCCACCAUGCCCCCUGCCCUGCAGCCUUUUCCUGCCCCCGUGGGGCCCUUCGACACAGCACCUGCCCAGGUGGCCAUGUUCCUGCCACCCCCGCACAUGCAGCCCCCCUUCGUGCCCGCAUACCCGGGCUUGGGCUACCCGCCAGUGCCCCGGGUGCCGGUGGUGGGCAUCACCCCUUCACAGAUGGUGGCCAACGCCUUUUGCUCUGCCGCCCAGCUCCAGCCCCAGCCUGCCACCCUGCUUGGGAAAGCCGGGGCCUUCCCGCCUCCUGCCGUACCCAGCGCCCCUGGGAACCAGGCCCGCCCACGCCCUAACGCGGCCCCUUGGCCCCCGGAGCCAGCGCCAACCCCGGCCCCUGAGUUGGACCCCUUCGAGGCCCAGUGGGCAGCACUAGAAGGCAAACCCGCUGUGGAGAAGCCUUCCAACCCCUUUUCUGGCGACCUGCAGAAGACCUUCGAGAUCGAACUGUAGCCCAGGCCGCCCUGCCCGCCCCGCCGUCUCCAGUCGUCUCCAGCUUCCCCUCGCCUGGGAGUGGAGACCCACCUCUCCCCAGUCCCGAUCCCUGGGGCUGUGCCCCUCAACACCCCUCCUCUCAACCACCCUCACAACCACUCCAGAACCAACAUUGUGACGCCAGGUUGCGACAAGAUGGAAUUCAGGGACGGACCCAGCCUGGCCAAGAGCGUUUCACUGCCGGACUUUGGCUGGCAGCGCCCCCUCCCCACACCCCGGACACAGGGAUGGCCACAGUCCCGCUGAAUGCCCUCGGUUCACGCUACGUCUUCUAGUUUCUGUUGUUGACCUUCCACCCUCGAGCGCUGGACAGGAUGGAGGGGGCGCCUACUUAGGGGCUCUCCCAGACCCCUCACGAGUGCCCGCCCCGUCCAGUAGCCUCCUCCCCGACACACAGCACAAGCUGAGGGCUGCCCUCUGCCUGCCCACUGCGUUCACUGCCAAUGCUGUGCUCACCCCCUUCACCUCCCGCCCUGGGCCCACGUCUUCCCUGGGCCAAGGUCUCAUGGGGGCAGGGGCCAAGCUGGCGGUGGGGGAGGGGAAGGAGAUGCUCAGUUACCUCACGACGGCGCCCGCUGGGGAGGGGUCCCGGAAGAGGGGGGAGGAGUGCCUGGCGGGUACUUUUCUAUCUUUUAUUUCCAGGUUUUUUUUGUAUCUAAACUUACAGAUUUGUAUUAUACAAGGACAGCCAAUAAAGGAAGACUCUAAUGGUGCCCCUCAGGAAAGGAGGGCGUGGGGAGGGCAUGCAGUGUGGUCACAGACUUUCCUCUUGAGUCAUUUACUAAAACAGGAGGAAAAGGGUCUCCCUGAGUAACAGUCUCUGAGUCAUAAGGUGUCACAGGUGCCUCUGACUCAGCACCUGCCAGGUGGGCAUUAAAGGUCGCCAAAAAUGAAUCACCCUAUGUUGUUCCUUAAAGAGAUUUUGAACCGAGGAAUAAAACACACACACAAAUUAUAAACCA
Molecule: messenger RNA, 2799 nt
Organism: Carlito syrichta (Philippine tarsier)
Lineage: Eukaryota; Metazoa; Chordata; Mammalia; Primates; Tarsiidae
Gene: NUMBL
Product: NUMB like, endocytic adaptor protein
Exons: 10
Coding region: 122-1795 (557 amino acids)
Source: RefSeq, a predicted model, not a curated record